This is a messenger RNA of Engraulis encrasicolus (European anchovy), 2543 nucleotides long. RefSeq names its product transglutaminase 2b (gene tgm2b). The record is from RefSeq and is a predicted model, not a curated record. Gene Ontology annotation, biological process: peptide cross-linking. NCBI's taxonomy places the organism in Eukaryota, Metazoa, Chordata, Actinopteri, Clupeiformes, Engraulidae. The annotation marks the transcript as partial. Gene Ontology annotation, cellular component: mitochondrion. The transcript is spliced from 11 exons. Gene Ontology annotation, molecular function: protein-glutamine gamma-glutamyltransferase activity.
CUAGCAUAUUUGGACAUGGGUAGCUGGGACAUGUGUUGUGUCUCCAACAAUGCUGACCACCACACAGACCUGAACGGUACGGAGCGGCUGAUCGUCAGGAGAGGCCAGAGCUUCACCAUUAACCUCCACCUGCGAUCGGGAGCGUACGAGGCCGGGAAACACUCCCUUACCCUGGAGGCAGAAACAGGUCCUAGCCCCUCAGAAGAGGACUGCACCAAGGCCGUGUUCUGCGUCAGCGAGGAACCGGACGAGGAGACUUGGAACGCUACGGUCUCCAGCCCUGAUUCCGGAACUCUGGCCCUGCAUGUGUCAGCGGCACCGAACGCUCCCAUUGGCCGGUACUCUCUGACCCUGGAUCAGUUUGGGUACCGCGUGAGCCUUGGGGAUUUCCUGCUGCUUUUCAACGCCUGGUGUCCACGGGAUGCUGUAUUCCUGGAUGACGAGGAGGCUCGUAAGGAGUAUGUGCUGUCCCAGGACGGUAUCAUUUUUAGGGGUACCUACAAAUACCCCAUCCCCAGCGCAUGGGAAUAUGGACAGCAUAGGAACUAUCACUGCUGGGUGGAGUCUUGGAUGAAGAGGACUGACCUGCCUACUGGUUAUGACGGGUGGCAAGCCAGCGACUCCACACCCCAGGAGAGGAGCGAGAAUGUGUUCUGCUGUGGUCCAGUUCCACUGAAGGCAAUAAAGGAAGGGCAGCUGGACAAGAAAUAUGAUGCCCCAUUCGUGUUCGCCGAGGUGAAUGCUGAUGUGAAGACCUUCAUGCGUCGUCCUGACGGCUCCACUGAUGAGGUGAUCAGCUCAGCUUUCAUUGGCCAGCGCAUCUCCACCAAGAGUGUGGCCAGCGACCUGAGAGAAGACAUCACACACCUCUACAAAUACCCUGAAGGUUCUCAGGAGGAGCGAGAUUCCUUCAAGAGAGCAGAGCACCUGAACAAACUGCAGCAGGACAAAGAAGUCGGGCUGGACGUCAAAAUCAAAGUGAGUAAGGAGAUGCGUAAAGGCUGCGACUUUGACGUGUUUGCCAUCGUCAAGAACAACACGUCCAUGGAGAAGAAGUGCCGCCUCAUCUUCGCCUCGCGCGCCGCCUCCUACAGCGGCAUUCUGGGAAAAGACUGCGGAUACAAGGACCUGUUGAACAUCGAGCUGCCACCAGGCGGAGAGCGUACCGUUCCCUUACGUCUUAACUACAGCAAGUACUGUAACUCCCUGAUGGAGGACAACUUGAUCCGACUGCUGGCCCUCCUGGUUGACCGCGGAACCGGAGACAUGAUCCUCACCAUCCGGAACAUCGUACUGGAGAACCCACAGAUACAGAUUCGGGUUCUGGGCGAACCCAAGGUGAAUCGUAAGCUGGCUGCGGAGGUGACGCUGAAGAAUCCGCUGCCUGAACCCCUCACUGGAUGCUGCUUCAGACUGGAGGGGGCCAACCUGACUGGAGGAACCACCAUCACUGAGAGGCUGCCGUCGGUGGUGGAGGCUGGGCAGGAAGCGAAGGUGAAGGUCUACUUCACUCCAACACACUGGGGCCUCCGGAAGCUCCUGGUCGAGUUUGACAGUGACAAACUGGGACACGUGCAAGGAUACAGGAACGUCAUCAUCGGGAAAUAACACAAACAAACAUGCGAGCGAGCACACACACACACACACACACACACACACACACCCACACACACACACACACACACACACACACACACACACACACACACACACACACACACACACACACACACACACACACACACACACACACACACACACACAGGCCUUUAGACCUGUAGCAUAGGUCAUCACGUUUGGUAGAUAGAGAUGCCACCUGCGUUAACUAGUCUCACCCCAAGUAGUCAAUAUCUGACUGCCUUUGACCAGACUGCUAUUUUUGACAUCUGAGAUAUGCCUUUGGAGUCAAAAUAUGACUUUGUCCUCAAAGGUGCCCCCUUGUGGCAUCAUAACGUCAUUGAGGCUAGGCUUAGGAAUAGGUUUUGGUUAAGUACAUAGUCAACAUGAGACAUGGGAGGAAUACCCAAGACGUCAAAAAUUGCAGUCUAGUCAGAGGUAGUCUGAAAUUGACUACUUGGGUUGAGACUGUGUUGGCCUUAAACAUUAGCAGAGCACUUCAAUAUGCAUACAGUAGUUUUGGUUUUCUUUCUUUCAAUGUUUUUUUUUGUUUAGUAAAUUGACCCAUAGUUUUCAUAUAUAAAGGAACAAAGAAAGAAUGUGAAAAUAAGUGAGUAUAAACCUUCUGUCUUAGCUUUUCAGUUCCUCAUGAAUAUAUUUUCAUUCUUAAGUCAUAUUUGUUAAGUUUCUUUUUAAACUGCGUAACAUGAAAUGUCAACCCCAUCAGUCACCUUUUGAGCACCGACUUGGUAUAUUAGCUGACUCUACAUUUAAAGCAACACUAAGUGAGUGUCCUCUUUUAGUUGCUCCACAGCCUGAAGGUGGAAUUGCCACUCAUGGAGAAAUGUAGAGUGAUGUCCUACUCCUCUCAACUUCCUUCACACUGUAACAGUAAACUCCCCUUUUGAGUACAGACUUAGUUAAAA